Messenger RNA from Pelagomonas calceolata, 1786 nucleotides. Lineage: Eukaryota; Pelagophyceae; Pelagomonadales; Pelagomonadaceae. The record is from the annotation of a GenBank genome assembly.
AUGGCAGCCAUGGAGCUGCAACCGAUCCGCAACGCACCGGCCUCGCCCGGCACCGGCGUUUUACUGGCGCUGCAAAGGGAUGGCGUGCCGGCCGAGGACGCGCCCAAGGUGAAAGAGCUGCAGACGCUGCUGGCCGCCGACAUUGAGAAAUACGGCGACGCCGCGCUCGCGGACGCGACGACGCUGCUGCGCUUUCUCCGGGCGAGGGAGCACGACGUCGCGGCCGCGGCCGGCAUGUGGCGCGCGGCGCACGCGUGGCGCGAGCACCACGUCCGCACGGCGCUGGCCGAGUGCGGCGCCGACGACGCCACGUCGACGGCGGGCUGGCGCUGGCGGCAGCACGCGGACGCGUCGGCUGCAGUGCACAAUCAUCGUCUGCUCGAUGGCGUGGCGACACCCGACUCACCGCUUGAUUUGCGCGCAGGUCGGCCGCGCCCACGCCGCGCGGCAGGCUCGCCCUCGCGCACGGCAUGGGCCUGCGGUUGGACGCCGCCGCGGCCGACGGGAGCCCCGUGCUGUACUGGGCGCUCGGCGAGCUCGACGUGGCAGGCGUCGCGCGCGAGGACCUGGCCGACUGCCUCCUGAUGCGGCAGGUCGCGCACCUCGAGGACGCGCUGCAGGCGUCGCGCGCGAUCUCGCGCGCCGAGAAGCGCCUCGUGCGCUGCCGGCUGAUCAUCGACCUCCGGGGCCUGCGCGUGCUGGCGUUGCUUCCUGUAUAGAAAUCAACCAGUGGGUGGGGUGCGCUCGAGCCGACGCCACAUCGAUGGCGUGGGGGUGGACGCAAUGAUUCCGCAAAGGCGCCGUGAAAUUUGAUUUCUGCACAGGUUGCUCCGCCGGCUGGGCGUCGUCAAGCGCAUCACGGCCGUCGGCAAGACCUACUUCCCGGAGGUGACGGCGUCGGCGACGAUCAGUGUCGAAAUUAUGUCGAGGUAACUGCAUCUGCUCGAUGGCGUGUGGUUGACGAGACACGCGGAUCACACAGGUGACGCUCGUCAACGCGCCCGCGGGCGUCGAGACGCUCUGGCGCGGCGUUUCAGUGUUUCUCAACGCGGCGAUGCGCGCCAAGGUCAGAAUCGUCGGACGCGACUACCGCGAGGCGCUCACCGACCACGCGAAGAUCGACGACUACGAUUUAUUACCUGCGCGGCUCGGCGGCAAGGCGCCGGACCCGCCGCUGCCGCUCCCAGUGCCCACAGGCGCCGGGGCUGGCCUGGAGCCGUUCCUCGUGGACCCUAGUAGCUAACUGUUGUUUAAAACGAAGGCGCUGGCGCCUGGAGCCGUUCCUCGUAGACUGAAGUGUUGUUAAAAACGAACGAACGAAACGACGGCGCCUAGCCCGCCGGCCGCCGCGCCGUCGAGAUGUAGUGCACGUUGUUGCCCCGAAUAAAACAGUCGCCGUACUUGGCCUUGAGCUGCCCAUCCACGUACUCCUCCGUCUGCUCCAUGGCGAUGUUCAUGUAGCCGUCGAGGCAGGCGAGCACGCCCUUGUACGCGACGCCGCUGUUGAGCUUGACGACGACGGGCCGGCCCAGGACGGCCUUCAGGAAGUCGCUGGGCUGGUAUUUUGAGGAAGUGGGCGCGGCGGCGGCUUGGGCGGCCAUUGCUGGAGACGCGCGCGGCGGAGCGCCUGCCCAGCCUCUGGCUGCUGCUGCUGAUGCGAACGACGCGCGGCAGCGAGCGACCACCACUUCUCGUUGGCAGUGAUGUUAGAGUGUUAGUUUGCGCGACCAGUAAUGGCCGUGCACAAGCUCGUAGAGCUAUGCGCGCCGCCGCCCCGGCUUGCCUG